This is a messenger RNA of Cercocebus atys (sooty mangabey), 5098 nucleotides long. RefSeq lists its product as uncharacterized. Gene Ontology annotation, cellular component: mitochondrion. The transcript is spliced from 16 exons. The coding region runs from base 1 to 4881 and encodes 1626 amino acids. NCBI's taxonomy places the organism in Eukaryota, Metazoa, Chordata, Mammalia, Primates, Cercopithecidae. Gene Ontology annotation, molecular function: growth factor activity; succinyl-CoA:3-oxo-acid CoA-transferase activity. The record is from RefSeq and is a predicted model, not a curated record.
AUGGCCGCGCUUCCCGGCCCGCUCUGGCUCCUGGGCCUGGCGUUGUGCGCGCUGGGCGGGGGCGGCCCCGGCCUGCGACCCCAGCCCGGCUGUCCCCAGCGACGUCUGGGCGCGCGCGAGCGCCGGGACGUGCAACGCGAGAUCCUGGCGGUGCUCGGGCUACCCGGGCGGCCCCGGCUCCGCGCGCCACCCGCCGCCUCCCGGCUGCCCGCGUCCGCGCCGCUCUUCAUGCUGGACCUGUACCACGCCAUGGCCGACGACGACGACGAGGACGGCGCGCCCGCGGAGCGGCGCCUGGGCCGAGCCGACCUGAUCAUGAGCUUCGUCAACAUGGGUGAGUGCGGCCGCCCGCGCGGGGACCCUCGGAGUAAACUGGCUGCAGGGGAGAGUGCGCGCAUCCGCCGGGCCCUGGCCGAACGGGGUGUCACAGACGGUGAACGUGAACCACAGGGGAGUGGGACCGCCGUGGAUAGGGAAGGUCUAAGGGUCAUGGGGCCCCCUGGGCUGCGGGGUGGUCAGGAGCAGGGUGGGGGGAACUGUGGACUCCCAGGCGCUGCCUUCACCCUGCCCCAAACACACCCAGGAGUAAGAAUCAGGGCAGAAGAGGGCAUGGCCAAGCCUCUGCUCCCUGCAACCCAAGAGCUGGUGGUGGAGGUGAGCAGCAGGAGACAGCCGUUCACCAUCGGUGAGCGCCCAGUGCCAGGCACAGGACUCCAGCCGCCCUGUUUCAUGGGCUCAGAGAGGUUAAAUGGCCAGCCCAGGGCCACACAGCACAUCCGGUAUGACAUCCAUGGCUGUGGAUUCCAAAUCCCAGCUUCCUCCCGCCCCAGCUCUAGGCAUUUCGUGCAGACCCGGGGCCUCCAGCGCUGCGGGAUUAACAAGCAGGUGGUUACAGAUUUGCUCCUGUGGUCUCCAGUGGCCAUGGACCGGGGUGUUGAUGAACAGAGCCGUCUGGAUUUGGGAGAAGCAGGACUGAGUGGGAAUUCAGGACCUGGCCUGGGUCCUGCUCUGCCCUUGCCAUCAGCCCCUGAACAACCUGAGAACACGACCAAGUCUGACUCUUCCCUGCCCCCGCCCCUGCCCCCCCCACCCCUGUGGCAGGAAGUUGAGGGAAAGAGGAACCCAGUAGGAGGCAGGGAGAGCCAGGAGGAGCCUGGGCCUGGUCAGAGGCUGUGGGGCCCAAGCCUUGUUUUGGGUCUGAAAUGGGGCACCCCCCAGCCUUUGCUGCCUGUGGGACAAGCCAGACCAGCCCGGCCCAGGCACCCCAGGCUCUGGGGGAGCCGCUGUCCACCCUCAGGGGCCAGGCCGGGAGAGGAGGCAGGUCCACAGCAAUGGGAAUGUCGGUGGCUUCUGAUGGAGUCACACGGGGACAUGGUAGCCACACCCGGACUGGCAGUGAUACCCAGCCCAAGGGGCUCUGAGUGCCGGACACUGAGCCGCUGUCCUGAGGACAAGAGGCCCUUGGGAAGAAGGCGCUGGGGCACCCCCGCUCUGGGGCCCUGGAACACAGCGGCCGAUGAGCCGACAUGCGAGUCUCUCGUGUCCACCCACGUGGCUCCGUCCCGGCCCUCCAAGGGCUCGCUGUCCAGCGGAACAGCUGAACCAGAGACACAUCAGACGGAGGUGGUCCACAGUAGCAGAAGGAGCCCAGCGAGGAGUCAGGGUUCUGUUUCCACAUGUGGGAACGUGGGAGGAGAUUGUAUUUGGUACUUUCUGUCUGAGCCAGAACUGGGGGACCGUCCCAGUGGCAUUGCUGAGGUGUGGCCGCUCAGCCAGGCAUCUUUGGGAGAUUCCAGACCUUGGUUCUAUGGGAAGGCUUGCCUGGAACAGCCAGGGGAGGCAGUUUCCUGUGCUGGAAUUCCUGGGUGGUUUAUCGAUUUCACAAGCCCACAGUGGGGAAGUUUGGAACUCGGUCCUCGGAUCCCACAUGAAGUCAGCAUGUGGCCUGCCGACAGGGAUACCAGUGAGCCCCAGGACCCACCCGGCAGCCCUGCUGUGCCCUGGGACACAAGCACACAGCCAUGCUUUGAAAGUGGACAGGAGAAGCCGCGACACCUGCUCAACAGGACCCUCCACGUCAGCAUGUUCCAGGUGGUCCAGGAGCAGUCCAACAGGUGCCUUCCCCUUGGCCCAGGUGCCCCUGCCCCUGCCCGCCUCACAGUCUCAUGGUCAAGGCAACCCAGCAGGGAGUGGGGGUUGGUGGAACACUUCCCAGAGGACCUGAAAGAGACCCUCAAAGACGGGAAAGAUGCUUGGCCUGAGCCCCCUGCACUGCGGGAAGAGCCCCAAACAGAGAAAGUGACCGGAGGGUUUUUGCCAUCACAGAGGUUGCUGAUGGCCCAAAUCUCCGUGGAGUGUGGUCUUGACUGGGGAGGUGGAGGGAACAGGCAGUGGAGUGCAGGAGCAGUCUUUUCAGAACCUUUGCUGGUGAAUUGGGGCGAGAGACAUGGGCGCUGGGGCUGGAAGAGAACCCGGGACAAGGGCAGGUCUUUACAGAGCCUGCGCAUGGCGGGGGAGAACCCUGCUGCGGGGAGUGGGUUCAGGGCGUGGGUGCUCCUGCUCUGUUGCGCGCCGGCGCACGCGGGGCGCACACCGCGCUUUCUGGGCUCUGACCCGGCAGACCCCAUGGCGGGGCUUGCGGCUCUGGGUCGGCGCGUUCGGGCGCGGCGUUCCGCCGCGCGCUCAGGGCUCGCGCUGUCCCAGGGCUGCGCCCGCCGCUUUGCCACCAGUCCCCGGCCCCGCGCCAAGUUCUACACGGACCCGGUGGAGAUGGUGAAGGACAUCUCUGACGGGGCGACCAUCAUGGUCGGGGGCUUCGGGCUCUGCGGGAUCCCCGAGAACCUGAUCGCCGCGCUGCUCAGGACCGGCGUGAAGGACUUGCAGGUGGUCAGCAGCAACGUGGGCGUGGAGGACUUCGGCCUGGGCCUCCUGAUGGCCUCCAAGCAGAUCCGCCGCAUCGUCUGUUCCUACGUGGGUGAGAACACGCUGUGCGAGAGCCAGUACCUGGCAGGAGAGCUGGAGCUGGAGCUCACACCCCAGGGCACCCUGGCUGAGCGCAUCCGCGCGGGGGGCGCCGGGGUACCCGCCUUCUACACCCCCACGGGCUACGGGACCCUGGUCCAGGAAGGGGGCGCCCCCAUCCGCUACACCCCGGACGGCCACGGGGCUAUCAUGAGCCAGCCCCGAGAGGUGAGGGAGUUCCAAGGCGACCACUUCCUUUUGGAGCGCGCCAUCCGGGCGGACUUCGCCCUGGUGAAAGGGUGGAAGGCCGACCGGGCAGGAAACGUGGUCUUCAGGGGGAGCGCCCGCAAUUUCAACGUGCCCAUGUGCAAAGCUGCAGACGUCACGGCGGUGGAGGUGGAAGAGAUCGUGGACGUGGGGACUUUUCCCCCAGAAGACAUCCACGUUCCAAACAUUUAUGUAGAUCGUGUGAUAAAGGGGCAGAAAUACGAGAAACGAAUUGAGCGUUUGACGAUCCGGAAAGAGGAAGAUGGAGACGCCGAAAACAAAGAGGACGCCAGGACGCGCAUCAUCAGACGCGCAGCUCUGGAGUUUGAGGACGGCAUGUACGCCAAUCUGGGCAUAGGCAUCCCCCUGCUGGCCAGCAACUUCAUCAGCCCCAGCAUGACCGUGCAUCUUCACAGCGAGAACGGGAUCCUGGGCCUGGGCCCGUUUCCCACGGAAGAUGAGGUGGAUGCCGACGUCAUCAAUGCAGGCAAACAGACCGUCACGGUGCUUCCCGGGGGCUGCUUCUUCGCCAGCGACGACUCCUUCGCCAUGAUCCGAGGCGGACACCUCCACCUAACCAUGCUCGGAGCCAUGCAGGUUUCCAGAUACGGCGACCUGGCGAACUGGAUGAUCCCUGGCAAGAAGGUGAAAGGCAUGGGCGGUGCCAUGGACUUGGUGUCCAGUCCGAAGACCAGAGUGGUGGUCACCAUGGAGCACUGCACAAAGGACAACAUCCCUAAGAUCAUGGAGAAAUGCACCAUGCCACUGACCGGGAAGCAGUGCGUGGACCGCAUCAUCACCGAGAAGGCCGUGUUUGACGUGCACAGGAAGAGAGGGUUGACGCUGACGGAGCUCUGGGAGGGCCUGACCGUGGACGACGUCAAAAAGAGCACUGGAGGUGAUCCAUGGGAAAAAUCUUCAAACUUGAGAGAUGUGGACUGGCUGGGGCUGGACCAAGGACUCCAGGCUUCAGAUGUGGAAACUGAGGCUCAGCAGGGACCCUCGGGUCCUCAGCCUUCACGCUCCUGGACCUGCCCAGGCCCCGGCAGAGAGAUCCCUGCUGUGUCCGCUGCAGGGCCACUGCCCGCGAGUGACCCCUCUCUCCUUUCUGUCGCAGGGCACAGCGUGGAUCCUGGCCUGGCCGGCCUGCUGGGUCAACGGGCCCCGCGCUCCCGACAGCCUUUCGUGGUUACUUUCUUCAGGGCCAGUCCGAGUCCCAUCCGCACCCCUCGGGCAGUGAGGCCACUGAGAAGGAGGCAGCCGAAGAAAACCAACGAGCUGCCGCAGGCCAACCGACUCCCAGGGAUCUUUGAUGAUGUCCACGGCUCCCACGGGCGGCAGGUCUGCCGUCGGCACGAGCUCUACGUCAGCUUCCAGGACCUUGGCUGGCUGGACUGGGUCAUCGCCCCCCAAGGCUACUCGGCCUAUUACUGUGAGGGGGAGUGCUCCUUCCCGCUGGACUCCUGCAUGAACGCCACCAACCACGCCAUCCUGCAGUCCCUGGUGCACCUGAUGAAGCCAGACGCGGUCCCCAAGGCAUGCUGCGCGCCCACCAAGCUAAGCGCCACCUCUGUGCUCUACUAUGACAGCAGCAACAACGUCAUCCUGCGCAAGCACCGCAACAUGGUGGUCAAGGCCUGCGGCUGCCACUGAGCCCAACCACCCACCCGGCCCUGCUGCAGCCGCCCUUCUCAUCCGGAUCGGGCCCUGCAGAGGCAGAAAACCCUUAAAUGCUGUCACAGCUCAAGCAGGAGUGUCAGGGGCCCUCACUCUCUGUGCCUACUUCCUGUCAGGCUGCUUCUGGUCCUUUCUGUGUCCCUCUGUGCCCCUCCCCUGGGGUUUGUGGCUGUCACCCUGUUCAACACUUUUG